AUGCGCAACCUUAUCACCCUUCUCGCCUUCACCGGCCUCGCACUCAGCGCGCCCGUCGCCAUCAACUCAGAGAGCCAAACCAUCGGCCACCCUCCGUCCUCAGUCAACAUGGACCAGUCUGAACUCCCCAUGGCCUUUUCCGUCCCCUCCCUUCCCACUCUCGCCCACCAAAAGCGCGAUGGUCGCUGGCCCUGGCAGAAAGAACAGGAUGUCAUCGGAAAGUAUCCUGAUGGGAGGCUCAAGUGCCGCAUCGUGAGCAUGACUGGGUAA
Molecule: messenger RNA, 270 nt
Organism: Didymosphaeria variabile
Lineage: Eukaryota; Fungi; Ascomycota; Dothideomycetes; Pleosporales; Didymosphaeriaceae
Exons: 1
Coding region: 1-270 (89 amino acids)
Source: RefSeq, a predicted model, not a curated record